GCUCCUCCUCUACCUUUGCUCUUCGUCCCCACCUACCCGCCAAUCAUCUUUCGCCCUCAGACAUAGUCUGCGCAGGACCGCAGGCUGUGUCUCCCGAAGCUCCCUUCGGAGCCCCGCAGGUAGCGGGGGUUGGAGACUGACACUCAACUGGAUGAAUUAAAUUCUGGGUUUAAUUGGACCCUGGAGUAGCACCAAGGCCUGUAUAUAGGCAAUUAAUGGAUGCUUGGAAGUUGGCGUGCAUAUUCAGAAAUGUUUUGCCACCUGAAGCCUUUGAAGAGGUUCUGCCUGAAGAAGAUCCUCCCUCAUUGGCUUCACUGCUCUCGAGCUCUAUCAGGAGCAGAAGCCAUCAAUGCCUUGAGGCCUUUCUACUUCGCAGUUCAUCCCGAUUUCUUUGGACAGCACCCCAGGGAAAGGGAAAUCAAUGAAAAUUCUCUUAAGAGAUUAAGUGUCUACUUAGAAAAUCUCCAGAAACCAGGCUUCAAGUCUCUGAAACCAACUCAGCUUACAUUUUAUAUAAGAGAAAAAGCAGCCCAGAACUCUUCUGAAGGCCAGGAGCCUGUCAGUACUUCAGGAUUUCGGGCAGUCAGAUUUACUUUGCACACCAGCGAUCUGCUAAGCACAGUAUUGUAUAUUCUCAACUCCUGCAGUUUGUCUGUUGAACACAUCCAAAGCUUGAACACUAAUGUGCAUUCCCAGCCUCUCAAGGAAGCUAUAGGGAUACCUGACAGACCCAUCAAAUGGCAUAGGUCCUAUUAUUCCUUUACUGGGUUCAAGGACCCUGACGAAGACCUUGAACAUGUCUCAAGAGUGGAAACAACCCUAAUGUCCUGGCUAGGUAGCAAUGGGAAAAUUGCUGUUAAAAAGCUGAAGAACAGUUUGCCACUUAGGAAGGAGCUGGAUCGUCUGAAGAAUGAACUAUCUGAGCUUCUGCAACUUUCAGAUAUCAGGUGGCAGAGGGGCUGGGGUGUUGCCCAUCGCUGCAGCCAGCUGCACAGUCUUAGCCGCCUAGCACAGCAGAAUUUGGAGCCACUUCAGAAUGCAAAAGGAUGCACCAUCGUAUUCACAGACCGCUCCGGUAUGAGUGCACUGGGCCAUGUGAUGCUGGGAACCAUGGACGUCCACCAUCACUGGACAAGACUUUUUGAAAGCUUACCAAGUUAUUUUGACCUUCAGAGGAGAAUGUCAACCUUAGAAGACCAGAUAAGCAAUCUUCUAGGGGGCAUACGAGUCGUUUAUGUCGAGGAGUUGCAGCCAGCACUCACACUUGAAGAGUACUACUCCCUCCUUGAUGUCUUCUAUAACCGGCUGCUGAAAAGUAGGAUACCUUCCCACCCUCAGAGUCUGAGUGGCUUGCAGAUGAUCCUUAGCAGCGACAGGUACGAGCCAAGCUUGCAUGAACUUGGGCAUUUUAACAUCCCAGCCCUCUCAGAUCCAACAAGCCUCCAGUCAUUUAUGAGAAGCAAAGCCCAGCAGGCAAGAGAAAACAUGACAAGAAGGGCGGAGUUAAAAGUUAUUGAAAAUGAAUUGAUACAGGCUUCAACAAAGAAAUUUUCUCUGGAGAAGUUGUAUAAAGAGCCCAGCAUUUCUAGCAGACAGAUGGUGGAUUGCUGUAAGAGACUUCUACAACAGUCACUGCCUUAUCUGCGUGGGAUGCACCUCUGUGUGUCACAUUUUUAUUCUGUUAUGCAAGAUGGAGACUUGUGUAUCCCAUGGAAUUGGAAGAAAGGAGAAGCCAUGAAGUAGCACAGAUAUUGUUUUAUUUUCUGGAAAAAAUGAGAAACUGUUGAAUUUAUUUAAAUUCAGUUUAAUACUAGUAUUCACAUGUUAGAACAAAGUUUCUAACUGUUGCUUUAAAAGUGGGCUGAGCUUUUCUUUGUAGUGAAUUUAUGCUAAGAAACAUGUUUUUAAAAGGUUUUAUUCACCCUAGUCUUAUGAUGCUGAUGGCCAGGCAAAAAAGAUGCUUAGAAGAAAAAACUAUUUUAAAGAUAUGUAAUAGAGAGUUCUAUAAAAGUCAUAUAUAUUUUUAUAUAAGUGAAUGUGCGUAUGUAUAAAUUGGCCUCAUUCAGUAUAGCUCUUUAGUACUAGAACUCAUUUUCACAUGCAACACAGUUCAAUGUGUGUCUUCAUAAUUACAUUCUAUAGACACACACUUUGUAGCCAGUAAUGGACAGUUAUGUUCAAAACAGAUGAUUGAUGAGUAGCAAAAAUUAAAUAACUACAUUUUGUUUGAGAAAGAUUUAAAAAAAAAAAAAACCUAUUGAAUAUAUGCUGUUAACACUGUCUGAUACUAGUUUAUUAAAAUGUCAGUGACAGAGAAUUUAAAUACAUGAUUUCUUCUACCAUUUAAAAUAUUGAUAGAGCAUAUGCUUGGUAGGCACAGGCCCUGGGUUCCAUCUCUAGUACCAGGAAUGAGUAAGAUGUACUAUUGUAAUUUAGCCAGAAGCUCCUUUUAAAAGCUGUCUUCAUUUCUUCAGCUCUGGCCCAGGUAAAGCCUGCUGCCUCCUGUGGUCUCUGGUGUCUCCCACCCAGUGGGAGACCCACUUUCUAUUCAGAGCAGACCCACCCUACAUUCCACACUACACUUCCCCCCCCCCCCCCCCCCCGAGAAAGCCCUAGUGAAUUUUUCCCACAGUGCAUUAGAACAAAGGAGACAAUAAAAUCAGUUUUCACAUUUUGGGUUUUUAUAAAACAUCAGUUAUUUAAACAGGUCAAAUGUGUGUUGAAAAUAAGAACUGACUUUUAAAAGGAUCGUUUGUGCCAUUAUUGCUUUUGACCCGUGCUAAUUUGACAAAUGUUGCUGUAAAUAUUCCCCAUAAGAAAGAGUCCUCAAGUUGGGUUUGGUGACGCACACCUUUAAUCCCAGCACUUGGGAGUCAGAGGCAGGUGGAUCCCUAUGAAUUUGAGGUCAGCCUGGU
Peromyscus leucopus (white-footed mouse) is the source of this 2915-nucleotide messenger RNA. RefSeq names its product T cell activation inhibitor, mitochondrial (gene Tcaim). Gene Ontology annotation, cellular component: mitochondrion. Bases 220 to 1743 code for a protein of 507 amino acids. The transcript has 12 exons. The record is from RefSeq and is a predicted model, not a curated record. Lineage: Eukaryota; Metazoa; Chordata; Mammalia; Rodentia; Cricetidae.